Molecule: messenger RNA, 3264 nt
Organism: Orbicella faveolata
Lineage: Eukaryota; Metazoa; Cnidaria; Anthozoa; Scleractinia; Merulinidae
Product: dolichyl pyrophosphate Man9GlcNAc2 alpha-1,3-glucosyltransferase-like
Biological process (GO): dolichol-linked oligosaccharide biosynthetic process; protein N-linked glycosylation
Cellular component (GO): endoplasmic reticulum membrane
Molecular function (GO): dolichyl pyrophosphate Man9GlcNAc2 alpha-1,3-glucosyltransferase activity
Source: RefSeq, a predicted model, not a curated record
UGGUAAUUCCUCGCCGAGGGUCUGGAAUAGACUAAUCCCGUAACUCUCCUGAAUUUUUUUCAAAAUGGCGGACGGAUGCUAAGUUUUUUCGAUUGUAUGAAAUGUGAAACUGAUCGACAAGGAAAUGGCGGAAAAGUUCUAUUCUGUAGUGUUAUGUGUUCUAGCUGCUGUUCUUAUUCGUUGGUGUGUGUCGAUUAGUUCAUAUUCAGGAAAAGGGAAACCACCGAUGUUUGGAGAUUAUGAAGCGCAGAGGCACUGGAUGGAGAUAACUUACAAUCUGCCGGUUGAUGAGUGGUACACUAAUACAACUAACAAUGACUUGAUGUACUGGGGCUUGGAUUAUCCACCUCUGACUGCUUAUCACAGUUGGAUUUGUGGAUUUAUAGCCAACAAGAUAAAUCCAAACUGGGUUGCACUUAAAAAAUCCAGGGGACAUGAAAGCCUGGAACAUAAGUUGUUCAUGAGAUACACAGUCCUUAUAGCCGAUGUAUUGGUGUACAUUCCUGCAGUCUUUGUCUUUUGUUUUGUCUGCUUGGGAAGGAAACCUGCUCUGAAUAAGGUCCUGGUUACAGCUGCUAUAUUAUUUUACCCUGGUCUUAUUCUCAUCGACCAUGGUCACUUUCAAUACAAUGUGAUAAGCCUUGGUUUAGCACUGUGGGGAGUGAUUGGACUAGCUUGCGAUCAUGAUCUUCUGGGGUCAAUUGCAUUCACACUGGCUUUAAAUUACAAGCAGAUGGAGCUUUACCAUGCUCUACCUUUCUUUUUCUAUUUGUUAGGAAAAUCAUGGAAAGAAAAUUCCUGGAUUUCAAGAAUUUUCAACAUUGCUAAACUAGGGAUUGUUGUUGUGGUAACAUUCAUAUUGUGUUGGUUGCCAUUCUUGACUGGAUUACCAAUGAUUUUACAAGUUCUACACAGACUCUUUCCAUUUGCUAGAGGUAUUUUUGAGGACAAGGUGGCAAAUAUAUGGUGCUCACUUUCUGUUCUAAUUAAAGUUAAAAGAGUUCUUUCUCAAACACAGAUUAUAAAACUCAGCACGUGGUCAACACUCACUGCUUGUUUGCCUUCUUCCUUGAAUUUGUUAAAGAAUCCAACAAUAGAUCGUUUUGUUUUGGCUCUGGUGAAUUCAUCACUGGGUUUUUUCAUCUUUUCGUAUCAAGUCCAUGAGAAAUCAAUCCUGCUGGCGGCACUUCCUGUGUGCCUGUUGCUACACUACAAACCCUUUGAGUGUGUCUGGUUCUUAGUCAUCUCCACUUUCAGCAUGUGGCCAUUACUACUGAAGGAUGGUCUGUCUCUACCCUACAUUUCCUGUAUGCUGUUGUUCUAUGCCGUUGCUUAUCACGUGUUUGAUCUGGGGAGAACCAAGCCACUAAAACAAGCUUUGUUUAUUCUGUCAGUGAUGGGAGCACUGGGUCUACAUGCUGGAUCAGCUAUUGUUAAGCCUCCCAGUCAGUACCCAGACCUCUGGCCAGUGCUCAUCUCAGUCUACUCCUGUGUCCAUUUCUUAGCUUUUUUCUGUUAUUUUAAUUACAUGCAGUUUACUUUACCAUAUGCUGUAAUGUCUGUUGCAAGAAAAGAAAAGAAAUCUUAAGUGGUUUUAAAUUUAAUAUAAUCAUACGCAGAAUGUGCGUGCUGUGCUCCACUUGUAAUUUAACCAUUUUUGCUUUGUUUUCGACUGAUCGUGUUCUUCCUGAUAACAAUUUUCAAUAAAGCUUUGACUAUUGACAUUUUCUACUUAACUGAUAUAUCAGGUUUGGUGAAUAUCACUGAUUAGAAAAUUAAUACCCUUUAGAGUGUAAGUUAUUUUAUAAUAAGUUAAUAAUCCAAAAACAGAGAGAGCUGAAAUGAAGUUCAACUUUAAUGAUUAAACAAAUUAAAUCUAGUAUUCACAACUUUAUCAGAGGGUGUAAAGGUGGCAGGGGUUCAGCAACAGAGUCCAGAUCAUGAUUCAUGGUAAAGAAAUAUUUAUUUUACAUUUCAUUGUAUUAUUUGUGUUGAGUGACUUUAAUUGGUGUUGCAAAGAUCAAGGCCAAUGUCCUUGUUUGUGGGGGCUGGGACAUAGUGGAGUAUGGGACUGCAUGUCAGGGGAAAUACAGUGGAACCACUACAGCAGCUGUAAACACCCAGGAGAAACCCUGAACAAGGUGGCAACUUGGAGCUAUGACAAGUCUGCAGAGGUCUUGUCACUGAGACUCUGUUUUUGAUGACAGAUACCAAAGAGGCCUUAAGUUUCCCAUGAUGAUACAAGGAUAGAUGAUGAUACAAGGAUAGAUGAUGAUGACAACUUUAAUUAACAUCUUUUACAAACCCAGGUUGACUUUACAUCAGAAUUCCAAAAGUAACUCUCCCAAAAAAACGUGUUCAGUUUGUAAAAGCUUGUUCUUUGUUAUUUUCAUUGUUUCUUUAAAAGUUACAUUUUGAGAUUGGUACCUUCAGAGUCAUUACUUUAAGACUGUGCCAUAGAGAAUUUUGAGACUUUGCUAGCUAAAAAAUGUAAAAUUUUAUCACUACCACUGGAGGACUGAUACUUUCAGUCAUUAAUUUUUAUGAUUCAUUACUUUGCCACUUGUACCUUAAGCUCUCCAUAAUUAGAGGGUAGAAAGGAGUGGUGGGGGAGGGAGGGCAAGGUCCCAUUUCUCACAUGAAUUUUAACAAAAUUCAAGUGUCAUGUACACUUUCAACAUCAAUGUUUUCAGUCAUUCACAAAUCAUAUUCAUCUUAGUCACUUUUCUUGUGUCACACUAACUUUUUAACCUCAUCACAUGUCACACAAAUCUUUGCUAUCCUCUAAUAAUUAUGAUAAACAAAAGAAGCUCAAUUAUGAUACUGUUAUAAAAAAAACAAAACAAAACAAAAAAACAGGAAUUUGAGAACAGGAGUCGGAGAAAUUCUCAGAACAUGAGCUGCUGGCAAGUGUUUUCUGUGUUUCUUAAAUUUGUUGUUAGACAGGAGAUUUUGCGUAGAGGACAUAGCUUUACGUGCAUUACACUUUAAGUGCACAGAACAACAACACAGAUUGCUUAUGAUUUGUACUCUGAUCCAAUAUGCUAUUUCAACAAGUCAGAGUGUGUGCAGAAUGCAGUCUCUGUUAUGAAAGUGAAAUAAAUGAGUAUUUCAAAUGAAAUGUCUUGGUUGAUCUCUGAAUGGAGAAAUCAAAAGCGUUACAACAUUCAAACUGUAAAAAUUUCAAAUUUUUGCAGUUUGAAUCUUGCCCCUUUUUAAUUCUCAAAGUGACCAACAUAUUGACAGGUCAUGAGGAAAAAAAAA